Ruditapes philippinarum (Manila clam) is the source of this 1327-nucleotide messenger RNA. RefSeq lists its product as uncharacterized. The record is from RefSeq and is a predicted model, not a curated record. Lineage: Eukaryota; Metazoa; Mollusca; Bivalvia; Venerida; Veneridae.
AACGGAAUACACUAAUGCGAAUUAUGCGGCGUACAAGUCUCAGUACUGCAGUGCAGUGACAACUGCAAUUAGCUGCAUUGGGUUCACAGUUACAUCCAGCUGCACUGCCGCAUUGGCAGAUCUUGCCGAUAAUUUUUACAAGGCAUCUUACAGCCUGACAGCUUGUGGAAUACAAUCGCAUGCGUAUCUUUCCUUGUAUGGCGAUGACGUCGCAUGCAGUGGGCGUAACCUAUACCAGAAUGCUGCGUUAUGGCUUGCACUUUUGUGCAUCUUUGUAGGAAAAAUGCUGUUACUGUAGAUAUCUACAUGUAAUUUGAAAAGUAAGCUGUGAAGUUAUGUAUUAUGCACCUAAUAUGCAUGUUCACUUAGUCCUUAACUAAAUAACUAAAUAUGACAAACUUCGCAAUUAACAAGGGUUUUAAUUAUGACUUAUUCUUUGAUGUAAGAAAUCAGACUUAAAAUGCUAUGUUUUAUAUUUUUUCUUUUCAUAUUUUAGGCAAUUGUUGCAGUUGUUUUAUGUCAUUUUUUUGUUAUCAAUAAUUGGUCAAUGACUAUAAUAGUCCAGCUUUUUUUGUUAAAUACAAAGCAAAUAUAGUGCAAAAGAAGAAGAUAAUGUCAUUUUAAUAAUUUAUUUCAUGCCAAACAAAUGAUUUGAAAUUUCUUGAAAUUUAAGGCGAUAAAAACAUUGUAAUAGCUUUUGUUUGUAUAAAAGAUAUACUUUUUUCUAUAUGAAAGACUUUUUGUGACAAUCGUUUGACGAAACUUUAUUAACCACACUGGUGUAUAUUGUUACUGAAGUUAACAAGCUUUGAAUAUACUUAUUGGAUGUAACAAUGUGUUUGUUUGUCUUAGCUAUUUUAUUCAGUGAUUAGAAAGGCGAAAAGUCCGGGCAUCUUAUUGACAUCCUGUAUCAAAGUUCUGAUUAUGAGAAAUCCUUUGUGGUCCCAUUGGAUGGAAUAAUAAUUUACACAGUUUUAACAGUCAUGUAAAGGUACAGAGUUGGGCACCACAUUAGAAUUAUUUCUUUUUGAAGUACAUUAUACAUGCGUCUACACAAAACACCAGUGACAUUGACAGCACUGUACAAUUAUGAACAGAAAUUGGCACACAGGAAGUAACUUAGACACAAUCGCCACCCCACAUACUUAUCUUUAACCAUCGGGUAAAAUAGGCUUCAAAAUGUUUAAGAAUGAAAGUGGAUCUACCAAAAGAUUAAAACUACCAGCAAGAGAAGCAUAAACACAAUAAUGAUGUCUUGCUGAACCAUCUUCGAAGAUAUGAAAAAUUAGAUAAGUAACAUCUUGAAUUGAAUGUACUUGGAUAUCUU